CACAAUACUUUUUAUGUUAUCUGUUGUCUAGACGAAAGGCCCAUUGCUAGGGGAAAUACAACAGAAGGCCGAGGAAUCUGAGCUGAUGAAGAUGGAAUUCCAGAUGUUGGAGACAGAGAGAGUAAGGCUGUCACUGGUGGAAGAAAAGCUCUUGGAUGUUUUACAGUUGCUUCAGCAACUCCGGGAUCUGAACAUUUCUAAGCGCACCUUGGGGAAAAUCUUACUGAACACUUUGGAAUCCUGCUGUGACUCCCAACAUGGAAAACCACCUAUUGUUGAAGUCUUGGAUGCUCUCUACCAUGAACUGGCUGCCUGCAAACUCACCGGAAGCAGGUCUCUUGAGAAAACACCAGGACAUCAGUCUUUGUCAAGCUCUUUGGUUAUCUCCUGUUGA
Notechis scutatus (mainland tiger snake) is the source of this 394-nucleotide messenger RNA. Lineage: Eukaryota; Metazoa; Chordata; Lepidosauria; Squamata; Elapidae. The record is from RefSeq and is a predicted model, not a curated record.